CUGGGAGGCGCGCGGAGCGGGCUGUGACGCAGCUUCCCCCGUGAGGCGGCGGCGGGAGCGGCGCGGAGCGAGCGGCCCGGCCCGGGCUGCCCGGUUUGGGGAAAAACCUGAUACAUCCUAAAAAUGUUUAACAAAUCCUUUGGGACUCCAUUUGGAGGCAGCACUGGCUUUGGGACAACUUCCACUUUUGGGCAAAAUGCUGGCUUUGGUACCACGAGUGGAGGAGCCUUUGGAACAUCAGCCUUUGGGUCCAACAAUAACACUGGAGGCCUCUUUGGGGGCACCCAGACCAAACCAGGAGGAUUGUUUGGCUCGACCACGUUUAACCAGCCAGCCACCUCCUCCACAAGCACUGGCUUUGGGUUUGGAACAUCAACUGGGACAUCAAACAGCCUGUUUGGAACCACCAGCACGGGUGGGGGCCUCUUCUCAUCCCAGAAUAAUGCCUUUGCACAGAACAAGCCAGCUGGGUUUGGAAACUUUGGCACCAGUACCAGCAGUGGAGGUCUCUUUGGAACUACUAACACCACUUCCAAUCCUUUUGGGAGUACUUCUGGCUCUCUUUUUGGCCCAACUAGUUUUACUGCUGCUCCAACUGGCACAACCAUCAAGUUUAAUCCACCAACUGGUACAGAUACUAUGGUCAAGUCUGGAGUUAGCACCAGCAUCAACACCAAGCACCAAUGUAUCACCGCUAUGAAAGAGUAUGAGAGCAAAUCCCUGGAGGAACUCCGUUUAGAAGACUACCAGGCAAACAGGAAAGGGCCCUCAAACCCUGUAGGGGCAGGAGCAGCUGCAGGAUUGUUUGGAUCUUCCACUGCUACAUCGAGUACAGCCACAGGACUGUUUGGCUCUUCUACAACUAACACGGGCUUUUCAUAUGGGCAGAAUAAAACUGCUUUUGGAACCAGCACGACUGGCUUUGGAACUGGCACGACGGGGGGUCUCUUUGGCCAGCAGUCCCAAACCACCAGUUUGUUCAACAAACCCUUCGGCCAAGCCACGACGACGCAGAACACCGGCUUCUCCUUCGUCAACACCAGCACUUUGGGGCAGCCCAACACGAGCACCAUGGGUCUCUUUGGGGUAACCCAGCCCUCACAGCCUGGAGGCCUGUUUGGAACAGCUGCCAAUACAAAUGCUGGUACUGGAUUUGGAACUGGAACUGGUCUGUUUGGACAAACUAACACAGGAUUUGGUGUUGGUGGUUCGACUCUGUUUGGUAACAAACCAGCUGGAUUUGGAACCACUACAACCAGUGCUCCCUCCUUUGGCACAACCACUGGCGGCGGCCUCUUUGGUUUUGGUGCCAACACUGCUGGAAAUAGUUUGUUUGGAAAUAAACCUGCUACUGGGACUCUGGGAACUGGGCUUGGAACAGGAUUUGGGACAGCUCUUGGGGCAGGACAGACAUCUUUGUUUGGAAACACCCAACCUAAGCUUGGAGCAACGCUCGGAACGGGACCCUUUGGAGCAGCAGGGUUCAACACAUCAACAGCUACUCUGGGCUUUGGAGCCCCUCAGCCUGCUGUGGCACUGACAGACCCAAAUGCCUCAGCUGCCCAGCAGGCUGUUCUGCAGCAGCACCUCAAUAGCUUGACUUACUCCCCCUUUGGAGAUUCCCCACUCUUCAGAAACCCCAUGUCAGACCCAAAGAAGAAAGAAGAGAGGCUGAAACCAACCAACCCAGCAGCUCAGAAGGCCUUAACAACACCCACCCACUACAAACUGACCCCGCGUCCGGCCACCAGAGUGCGCCCCAAGGCUCUGCAGUCUGCUGGCUCUGCCAAGUCUCACCUCUUUGAUGGCCUUGAUGAUGAUGAGCCCUCCCUCUCCAACGGGGCAUUCAUGCCAAAGAAGAGCAUCAAAAAGUUGGUUUUGAAGAACCUCAACAGCACCAACUUGUUCUCCCUGGUCAAUCGUGAAAACGAAGACCUGGCUUCUCCAUCCGAGUAUCCCGAGAACGGGGAUCGGUUCUUUUUGUCAGUGCCUCCUGAUGAAAACCACAGGCAAGACGGUGAGCGAGAGGAGGAGGAGGAUCCUCACGAGGUGACCAGGUUUUACACUAACCCCAUUGCCAAGCCCAUCCCACAGACCCCGGAGAACCCGGGGCAGAAGCACCAGAACAGCGUGGACGACACCAUCGUGGCCCUCAACAUGCGCGUGGCCUUGCGCAACGGGCUGGAGGGCAGCAGUGAGGACGCCUCCUUCCAUGAUGAUUCCCUUCAGGAUGAGCGUGAGGAGGAGCCUGAAACUGUCCAUCAUCUGCAUCCUGCAGGAAUUGUUCUGACAAGAGCUGGUUAUUACACCAUCCCCUCCAUGGAGGAGCUGGCCAGACUGACCAGCGACAGGAGCGAGUGCAUCGUGACAGACUUCACCAUCGGCCGCAAAGGUUAUGGAUCGAUUUACUUUGAAGGAGAAGUGAAUCUCACCAACUUAAAUCUGGAUGACAUUGUGCACAUCCGGAGGAAAGAAGUGAUUGUGUAUCCUGACGAUGAAAGAAAACCCCCUGUUGGUGAAGGGUUGAACAGGAGAGCUGAGGUGACCUUGGAUGGAGUCUGGCCUACGGAUAAAACAUCUCGCUGCCUGAUCAAGAGCCCCGAGCGCCUGGCCGAGAUGAACUACGAGGGGCGGCUGGAGGCCGUGUCGCGCCGGCAGGGCGCGCGCUUCAAGGAGUACCGCCCAGAGACUGGCUCCUGGGUCUUCAAGGUGGCACACUUCUCCAAGUAUGGCUUACAGGAUUCGGAUGAGGAAGAGGAAGAGCAUCCUUCCAAAGUGGACACAAAGAAGCUAAAAACAACCCCGGCACCUCCCCCAGGGCACCUGCUGCCCCAGCAAAUGACCCUGAACGGGAAGCCCACCCCUCCAUCCCAGGAUUUGUGGGACCCUCCAGUCACAGGGACAGGGCAUCUCAGGGCCUGCAGUGGGCCCAGGACUUCUCUGGCCACCCUUCAGAAGGUGACCCAGGCAGAGGAGGGUUCCAUUUCUGCAUCUCUGAAGCCAAAGCAUGAAAAGCAGCUGAAGAAGCAGUGCUGUCAUAGGACCCCUGAAGUGGAGCAGCUGGGCCGGGUGGUGGAGCUGGACAGUGACAUGGCAGACAUCACCCAGGAGCCUCCCCUGGAGUCCCUUGGAGAAGACAACCUGCUGGAGGAGCAGGAGGCCGUGCCUGCUUCCACUCACAUCGCCUCCACCCUGGGCAUUAACCCCCAUGUCUUGCAGAUCAUGAAAGCUUCCCUGCUUGCUGAUGAAGAUGACCUAGACUUGAUCCUGGAUCAUUAUCCUGGGAAACAACCUGUGAAAAUGGACACUUCUCAAGAGAUCUGUUCCCCAAGGCUCCCUAUCUCAAAAUCACAAGGACAGAAAAGAUACUCAGUUGGUGGGCUGCUGCAAUCCAGGUUUGCUAAUGCCAUUUUCCAACCUCCGAGUGCUGCUCUGCAAGAUGCCAAGGGACCCAGGACAUCCAGCAGCCCUCCUGCUGUCACCCCUUGGUCAGCCACUUCUCCCUUGGCCUCUGCCUUCUCCGUCCCUCCGUCUGUCCCUGAGGUGCAGAUGAAAACAGUCGGUGUCCGUCGGCAUCGGGGGCUGGUGCCUCUGGAAAAGUCCAUCACCUAUGGAAAAGGGAAGCUGCUGAUGGACAUGGCACUCUUCAUGGGACGCUCGUUUCGUGUUGGUUGGGGACCCAACUGGACACUUGUCAAUUGUGGAGAUCAGUUGAGUGGAUCAAGUGAAAGGGAAGAUGUUCGGGACGAGUCUGUGGGAUACGGGUUCCUGCCAACUCCUGUUGCUCCAAAACCACUCUCAGAAUCCUCUUUCAAAGUUCAUGUGGAGAAGCUGAGCUUAGAGCAACGGAAGAUGGGCAGGGACAAACAGCUGUACCUCAUCCCCCUGGAGAUAAAGCUGAAGCACAGCACUGUCCACAUGGAUGAGAAGUGUCCUCUUCUAGCUCCCAACCCAGGAGUUUCUGCCAUCCAUGACUAUGCAGACUGGGCUCGGGAGGCAUCCGAGGAUCCUGCAGGGACAGAGACUGUGGUGAAGCACUGGUGCUUGACGUGGACUCUAUGUGAAGCCAUCUGGGGCAACCUGAAGGAGCUGGAGGCCAGGCUGGAGGAGCCCAGCGAGUACCUGCUGUCCCUGGAGCGCAGAAGGGCCUUUUCCCGCUGGCUGGCGGAGACGGCGGCGCGGCGCAUCGAGGAGGAGGUGUCCUUGUCCCGCCACGGCAGCCCCGUGGAGGCCGUGUUCAGCUGCCUGACUGGGAGGAGAAUUGGUGAAGCCUGCAGGCUGGCACAGCAGGCAGGUGACCACAGGCUGGCUCUGCUGCUGUCCCAGCUGGAGGGCAGCCAGCCCCUGCGGGACCUGCUGACCAUGCAGCUGGUGGACUGGCACCGGCUGCAGGCCGACCGCUUCAUCGCCGAGGAGCGGCUGCGCCUCUUCGCCCUGCUGGCCGGGAAGCCGGUGUGGCAGCUCUCAGAACGAGUCAGCAUCAACGUGUGCUCGCUGCUGGACUGGAAGCGCUGCGUGGCUGUUCACCUCUGGUACCUGCUGCCUCCAACAGCUCCCAUUGCCAAGGCUCUGGCCAUGUACGAGGCAGCAUUCCAGAACACAGCAGAGUCUGAAAAAUACGCCUGCUGCCCUUUGCCUCCUUACCUGGAGGAUUCUGGCUGUGUGGUUGAAGAAGAUGACAGUGCAGGAAGGCCUCUGAGAGACGUGUGCUUCCACCUGCUCAAGCUCUACAGUGACAGGCACUAUGAUCUUGACCAGCUGCUUGAUCCCAGGAGCGUGACGUCCGACCCCCUGGACCAUCGCCUCAGCUGGCACCUCUGGGAGGUGCUGAGGGCCCUGAACUACACCCACCUCCUCAGGCAGAGCCAGGGGGUGCUGAACACCAGCUACGCUGCCCAGCUGGAGAGUGAGGGGCUGUGGGAAUGGGCUGUGUUUGUCCUGCUGCACGAGCCAGACACACGCACCCGGGAGAAGGCCGUGCGGGAGCUCCUGGACCGGCACUGCAGCCUGGACGAGACCCCAGAGUCCUGGAGCAAGGAGAUGUUCCUGACACAGAGACUCUGCGUCCCCCCAGAGUGGAUUCAUGAAGCAAAGGCAGUUCGAGCAAGGAUGGAGGGGGACAAGCACAAAGAAGCCCUCUUCUUGUUCAAGGCUGGGCAUUGGAACCAGUGUCACAAGCUGGUUGUCAGACACUUGGCCUCAGAUGCCAUUAUCAACGAGAACUACAAGUACCUGAAGGGAUUCCUGGAAGAUCUGGCCCCUCCAGAGCGCAGUGCCCUGAUCCAGGACUGGGAGCUGGCAGGGCUGGUCUACCUGGACUACAUCCGCGUUACCGAGAUGCUCGACAGGAUCCAGCAGGUGGAUUGUUCCACCUACGAGCUGGAGAGGUUACACACCACAGUGACAUCCCUGUGCAACAGGAUUCAGCAGCUCCAGUGCCACUGUGCCAAGGACUCCCUGGCACAGUCAGACAUGGCCAAGCGCCUGGCCAACCUGCUGCGGGUGGUGCUGAGCCUGCAGCACUGCCCCGAGCCCGACCUGCAGCGCGUCCCGCUGCGCCUGCUGGCCCCGCACCUCGGCCGCCUGCCCAUGCCCGAGGACUACGCCCUGGAGGAGCUGAGGAGCCUCACCCAGUCCUACCUGCGGGAACUGACCGUGGGCACGCCCUGAGGAAGGGGCCCUGCCCCCCAUCGACAGCUUUUCUUUCCCCCUCCCCCCACUUUUCACUCUUCUGUGUUAACGUUUCUGUUGGGAGGUGAAGAACCUCUCCAGCCGCCCGGGUUUUCCCCUCCAGGUGUAAAGCAGCUGGAGCCUGUCGGGCUAACGCUGGAAUUCCGGAGUGUUGGACCUUGCUGGCUGGUACCCCCGGGGCCACCCGGCGUUUCCUAGACUCAAUAAAGCUCCUCUUGCCAAACCCACCGGCAGGGGAGGUUGUACCCGCGGAGGGGGCAGGCUCUGAGCUUCCUUUCCCGGCAGCUCCUUGUCACUCCUGUUCCUUGCAGCACAGAGGAUGGUGGAGCAAGGUCUGGGAUAUUUGGGGUUGUUUGGUUGGUUUUUUCCCCUGUGGGUAGAUUCCUGCUUUGGUGGGACUGCAUUUGUCAACUGAUGGACCUUUGGCACCUCAACUGACCACGGAUGAGCUUCAGCCAGGGCUUGAUGUUCCAAGUCUGCUCUGGGGUUUGGGGAGGGAGAAGAAAUGAAGCUCUGCUCUGAAGUGUCUUUUCCUGCAUCCUUCUCUCCCCUGGAGCUCUGCCAGCCUCUCGUUUCUCUCAUUUCUCCCAUUUCUCCAUCUCCAAGAGCAAAGCCAGCUCCUUCCCAGCCUCAGGAGCAGGGGAAGUGACACCUCUGUGUGUGCCUUAGGGCGGCCUCGGGGAUGGACACCUCCUGGGGCCCACAGGCAGUAAAACACUGGGAGCUUCUCCCAAGAGUUGCUGCAUUCCAGGACCACGGGUUCCUGCUGGGAGGGAGCAAACUGCUGGGAAAGUAGAACAGCCCCAAGAGCUCCCAGGAGUGGAGCAGCCCGGCUGGAAUCCCUGCCAGACCCAGCCUGUGCAGGCAGCCCCAGCUCCAUCCCCCGUCCUUUGCUGGGUCAUGUUGAGUGGAGCCCACGUCCCUGCCCGUGUCCUCGGGCUUCCCCUUCACUGUGUUCAGAAACCAACUGGUUUUGGGGAGAAGGAAAAAAAGAAAAGCUGCCUCUGUCCCUGCUCUGGGGUCAGGGCAGUGGCUUCCAGCCCCCCCGGGGUUCCCCUUGGCUCACCCCAGGUCUUUUCUGCAUGAGGCUUCUGUAAAGAUUUUUAUUUAAAAAAAAUAUAAAUAAAUGAUCUAGAUUAUUUUCCUGUCUUUUUGAAAACAAUAAAUAAAAUGUUUAUAGUA
Molecule: messenger RNA, 6873 nt
Organism: Apus apus (common swift)
Lineage: Eukaryota; Metazoa; Chordata; Aves; Apodiformes; Apodidae
Gene: NUP98
Product: nucleoporin 98 and 96 precursor
Exons: 34
Coding region: 124-5670 (1848 amino acids)
Biological process (GO): RNA export from nucleus; post-transcriptional tethering of RNA polymerase II gene DNA at nuclear periphery; protein import into nucleus
Cellular component (GO): nuclear pore; nuclear pore cytoplasmic filaments
Molecular function (GO): structural constituent of nuclear pore
Source: RefSeq, a predicted model, not a curated record